AUGGAUCAAGAAAUUGAUGUUCCUUCAUUUUUCAUCUGCCCCAUUUCUCUGGAAAUCAUGAAAGACCCCGUCACAAUUACAACCGGGAUAACCUACGACCGGGAGAGCAUCGAGAAAUGGCUAUUCUUGAGCAAGAACAACACCUGCCCCGUCACCAAACAAGUGGUUUCGGGCUCUGACAUCACCCCAAACCACACUCUCCGCCGGCUGCUCCAAGCUUGGUGCACCUUGAACGCUUCUCAAGGCAUCGAGCGGAUCCCUACUCCGAAGCCGCCUGUCAGCAAAACGCAGAUCGCCAAGCUCUUCAGAGAAGCCAAAAAGUCUCCACAGUGCUUGUCGAAAUGCCUUAGAGAGAUCCGGUCCAUGGCGUCCCACAGUGAAGCCAACAAGAGAAGCAUCGAAGCCGCUGGCGCAAGCGAGUUCUUGUCUUCCAUAAUCAUCAACAACGUCAGAAACAACAACAGUGUUGAAAGCGAAGAAGCUAUGAGCAUCCUCUACAACCUCAAUCUCAGCGAAGACGCACUCAAAACACUUGUAGGCAAAGAAGGGGAGUUUAUCGAGGCCUUGAUCAAGCUCAUGCAACGUGGAAGCUACGAGUCUCGAGCUUAUGCAGUGAUGUUAUUCAGAUCAAUGUUCGAGGUGGCUGACGACCCAAUGAAGAUGACAAACUUAAGACCUGAAUUCUUCAUCGAAGUCGUUCAGGUCUUGAAUGAUCAGAUCUCACAGCAGGCCUCAAAAGCCACAUUGCAGCUGCUCAUCAAGCUCUGCCCUUGGGGACGGAACCGAGUCAAGGCCGUCGAAGCCGGGGCGGUUAAUGUCUUGAUCGAGCUUCUCCUUGAUACAUCUGCAGACAGGAGGACCUUGGAAAUGACACUGAUAGUUCUUGACAUGAUAUGCGCCUGCGCAGAAGGCCGCGCAGACCUGCUGAACCACGGGGCAGGACUCGCGGUGAUUUCGAAGAAGAUAAUGAGAGUUUCGAAGGUGGGGAGCGAGAGGGCUGUGAGGAUUUUGUUCUCCAUUUGCAAGUUCUCAGCGACCCCGAGUGUUUUGCAGGAGAUGAUGCAACUGGGUGUUGUGGCAAAGCUGUGCUUGGUGCUUCAAGUGGACAGUGGGAGCAAGACCAAGGAGAAGUCCAGAGAGAUCUUGAAAUUGCAUGCAAGGACAUGGAAGAACUCUACUUGUAUACCAAGCAGUUUGGUUUCUUCUUAUCCUUCAUAG
Molecule: messenger RNA, 1218 nt
Organism: Prunus armeniaca (apricot)
Lineage: Eukaryota; Viridiplantae; Streptophyta; Magnoliopsida; Rosales; Rosaceae
Source: the annotation of a GenBank genome assembly